Molecule: messenger RNA, 548 nt
Organism: Dermatophagoides farinae (American house dust mite)
Lineage: Eukaryota; Metazoa; Arthropoda; Arachnida; Sarcoptiformes; Pyroglyphidae
Source: RefSeq, a predicted model, not a curated record
UACUGUAAAAAUUUUUAAAUUUUCCAAUCAAAUUCGGUAAUGGCCAAUAGAUGGCGAUCGAUACAGUGAAAAGGCGUUUUGAAACCAUAUUCAUUCCUAAAAAAAAUGGCACUUACACGUGGUAAAUUAAUUGCCGUUAUUGGUGAUGAAGAUACAUGUGUUGGAUUUCUAUUUGGUGGUAUUGGAGAAGUGAAUCGCAGUAAAACACCAUCACAUAAUUUUCUUGUUGUCGAAAAGAAUACAUUGCCUUCGGAAAUUGAGGCAACAUUCCAAGCAUUCGUUAAACGUGAUGAUAUCGAUAUCAUUUUGAUCAAUCAAAAUAUCGCUGAAAUGAUUCGUCAUGUGAUUGAUGCACAUACGGCACCAAUACCGGCCAUAUUGGAAAUACCAUCCAAAGAUCAGCCAUAUGAUCCACAAAAAGAUUCCAUUUUACGUCGUGCAAAAGGUCUUUAUUCAGCUGAUGAAUAUCGAUGAACUUACACACACACACACACACUAUUAUUCACACAUGCUAGUCGCUAUUUAUGAUAUCCAAGAAAGAGAGAAUA